CGGCAUGUGGCAGUGGCAGUGUCCGCCCGCACAUGGCUCCGCGCACCACGCUCCUGGUCGCGAUCUUCGCCGCCGGCGCCGCCGCUGCUGCGCUCGUCGCCUCCGCGGACUUCACCGAUGUGCCCAAGUUUGGGGAACCCAUCAGCAACGUGACCAUCCCCGUUGGGCGCGAGGCAACUCUCGCCUGCGUCGUGGAGGACCUGGCAACAUACAAGGUGGCGUGGCUGCGGGUGGACACGCAGACCAUCCUGACGAUUGCCACGCACGUUAUCACCAAGAACCACCGAAUCGGCGUCACGCACAGUGACCAGCGGACGUGGUACCUGCAGAUCCGAGAAGUGCGCGAGUCCGACCGCGGCUGGUACAUGUGCCAGAUCAACACCGACCCCAUGAAGAGCCAAGUCGGAUACCUCGAGGUCGUGGUGCCGCCGGACAUCCUGGACUACCCGACGAGCACGGACAUGGUGGUGCGCGAGGGCACCAACGUGACGCUGCGAUGCGCCGCCACCGGCUCCCCACAGCCCACCAUCACGUGGCGGCGCGAGGGCGGCGAACCCAUCCCCAUGGCCAACGGCCAGGAGUUGACGAGCGUCGAGGGCCCCGUGUUCAACAUCACGCGCGUCAACCGGCUCCACAUGGGGGCCUACCUGUGCAUCGCCUCCAACGGCGUCCCACCCAGCGUCAGCAAGCGCAUCAUGCUCAUCGUCCACUUUCCGCCGAUGAUCUGGAUCCAGAACCAGCUCGUGGGCGCGUACGAGGGCCAGCAGAUGACCCUGGAGUGCCAUUCGGAGGCCUACCCAAAGUCCAUCAACUACUGGACGCGGGAGAAGGGCGAGAUCAUCGCUCAGGGAGGUAAAUACGAGCCAGUGCUGCUGGACAACGCGUACAAGGUUCACAUGAAGCUGACGAUCAAGUCCGUGGGUCCGGCAGACUUCGGCUCCUACCGGUGCGUCUCCAAGAACUCGCUGGGAGACACCGACGGCAGCAUCAAACUCUACGCUAUUCCACAACCGUCCACGGCCUACAAAUCAACGACGACGACAGAAGUUUCUUUCACCAUUCGACCACCAGAGAAAGACAAGAAGCAGAAGCCUUCGCCCCGCGAACCUGGCGGUUCUCCAACGGAUGACGCGGAGCUGCAGUACAACGAAGUGUCGCGGGCUGCGGCGGACCCACACAGCGCACCGCCCAAGCAGCGAGACAUGAAGGUGCGCGAGCGGCUGCGCGACGCGCUGCCCGGAGGCUCGGCGUCGACCCCCGGCGGCGCCCCGCUGCCGCUGCUGCUGCUGGUGGCUGCGCUGUCCUCGGCCCGCCUGUUUCCACUCCCGCUGCCGCCGCCGCCGCCGUAAGAGGGCGCCGCCGCCCGCGACAGCCUCCCGCCAGCACGACCCUCCCCCAGCACCGCGCCACAACGACCACGACCAUGAUCACGACCCCGCUUUGGCACUACCACGGCAGCGCUAGGCCGCGAGCACCGUAGCGCCGGCCCGACCGCCAUCUGGUCGACGGGCGGCCGCCCAUCCGACGCCGUAUCAGACGAAGACUGUGCCCGUCUGCGGACGGCGCAACACGCUGCCCGACUAGUAGUACGAGAGCUAGACACGCUACCUAGAUGUGUGAGACGAUUAAGACAACUGUGGAUCUUUCGUAGACUGGAGAACACUUUCUUAGCGGAAAGAAGAACAUUUCGAACUCAGAAAAUAUACUUCCAGCGUCAAGAGAUGCCUUUUCCUGUACUGUAAUGCCAAAAGCGUACGCAACAGAACCCUUUCUAUCCUCCCCUAUUUACCAUAUCUAUCAUUUUCCUCGGAAACGUUGUGGACGAACUUCUUACUGCUGCCAGUGUACGUUUUAGGAAAACAUUCAAGGGCGAAAUGAAUUGUGAACCUCACAUUGCACACCAUCUCCCCUAAACUGGAUAAAUUGGGACGUGAUUCUAAAAUGGAACAUGGUACAAAUAUACCUUGAGUGAAUAAAGCCCUCAAAACCGUAUUUUUUUCUGUAAUCUAAAUGCUUUCACAUAACAAACACUGGCCAACGAAAGCAUCAUUUUCAUAAGUUUUGCCUCGCGGGGUAGCAGCGAGGUCUAGACGUCUCGUCAAGGUCCGCGCAGCUGACCCCGUCGGAGGUUCGAGUCCUCCCUCGGGCAUGGGUGUGUGUGUGUAGUCCAUAGCGUAAGUUAGUUUAAGUUAGAUUCACUAGUGUGUAAGCUUAUGGACCGAUGACCUAAGCAGUUUGGUCCUAUAUGAUCUUAUCACAAAUUAUUAUUAUUAUUAAUCAUUUUUGCUAUCACCUAAACCUCCAGAUUACAGUCAGAUCGGUACCAAACUUAGUAUACCGACUGAGUAUCAACCAAGACUCCGAUAUAUUCUGUGCUGUGUGCUGUCAUCCAGGAGAAAGUGCGUAAACGGUAAGUAAUAAGUAACAUCUAACCCACGGAGUAAAGAAAAAGCGUAGCUGUGUUCGUCUGUCGUGCAGAGCUCCCGAGGGGAUAUCGGUAGAGACUAAUUUGUCGUACCAAGGGUCCCGAGACCGAGGCCUGGUCAUGCCAGUUUCUGUACCGUAGUAAGUAUCAAACUGUAAGUAUCAAACUGUUCCUGACGAGUGAAUGAACUGUUCGUAAUUCAUAGCAAUGUUCGACUGGCCGUCCACACUCGCUUCGUUUAUUUUAAAGUAGCAAACCUAUACUGUAUAUUCGUCGUAGUUUCUCAGAAUACACAAAAAAUAAUAACAGAAGAAUAAAGGUGUAACUGCAUCACAUGUGCAGUUGCAUCAAUGAUAAUAAUAAUAAAUCAUCUUCUUUUUCUUAUAUUAUUAUUAUUGUUAUUAUUGUUAUUAAUAUUUCGGCAAGUGUGAUGCAACUGUUUCUUUAUUCAUCUGUUCCGAUUCUUUAUGUUUAUUCUGUGAAACUACAAAUGUGUACUACAGAUUAGCUCUUGAGACUACACAAGUACACUACGGAUUAGCUACUUUCAAAUGAAUGAAGCAAAAGCGGACUGCCAGUAUAACGCUGCCAAAAAUUUAAAACAGUCCUUCCACACAUCUGGAGCACAACUUUCUGUUCUACACGUAUUACGGUACAGAAACUAGCAUGACCAUAGCUCGUACUCGAGGCCCUUGGUAGGACAAACUAACUCUCUGCCUACAACCCCGGGGACCUCUGUACGACGGACACACAGUAACGCUUUUCCUGUACGCCGUGGCUCAGGUGAUACUUAUUACUUGCCGUUUUCGUACGUUCUCCUGGAUGACAGCACAAAGCACAAACUAUAUCGGAGUGUUGGUUGAUACUUGGUCGAUAUACAACGUUUGGUACCAAUCUGUUUGACAUCUGGAGGUUUGGGUGCAAGGAAUAACUUCUGUUUUAGGACGCUGAAUCGAAAUCUGACCUUUUUUCUAUCAUGUACCGUUUUGUCAUAAUGAGACGUCAUUAUAAAUUAGAAAAUUCGCAAAAAUUGGGAGAAAAGUGAUUUAAUAUUACUGUAGGAACAAAGAUUUUUCUUUCUCUUAUCUCCUUCAGGUAUCUAAUACAUUUUUUCCUCGCCUAUUUCACAUCUCCCAUUACACUGGUAUUGCAUUUGAAUUCAAACUGUUCUUCCAUGAAUUUGGUAUUUUGAUUAGAGCGCUCACCUUUUUCUUCACUGAUAUCACCAGAAUUUUCAGGGGAUAGAAAAACAGAUUACAGUUUCAGACGUUAAUCUCGAGGCUCAUCAAAAAUUGCAGCUCCUUGAACUUUCGCAGCAUAUCAGUUGCAAUACGGAUAAAAUGUCCAUGUAUCUUCUUGCCUAAGAACUAUGUAUGAGUAACGAGCUCUUUCAGUAUCAACUCCAGCCAUUGUCAGUUUUGCUUCAGAGCUGGAAUCGAGCAUUACUUCUGAAUGUCAUGUCCAAGAAACACUCCCUUUUUCAAUUUCCCUUCCAACUUACGUGAAUAUUUCUCACAUACCUCCUUGAAAUGCUCAAACUUUGGGUAACGCAUUCCCGAACUGUUCCAUUGGGCUUAAAGUGAUGUGUAAAGGCGGUAAUGGAUUUUCCUCGUAGCCACGAGUUUCUUGCACGAAUUCUUCUUCUCUCCAAGCUUCAAAUGUUGGUUUAUUCUGGACCGACGUUUAUCUUUUCCCUACCAUAGACCGACAUUGACGCUUGUCCUACUAUAGUACAUACUGAUUACAGUAAUAAAUGAAAUAAUGAGUGUUUCAUGCAAAAAUAAUAAUUGAUUAUCAUAUUAUCAUUCACAUCGCUUAUAUUUCCAAGAAUAAUCUAGCUUCAUUAUAAAAGUUUUUAGAAGUUGACCUGAUGAAAUUUGUUUCAGUUCAAAAAAUUAUGACUUCAGUUCUGCUAAAAUUGAAAAAUGAGCUUGUUUAGAAUGUGAAGUGUAGAAGGAAAUGUUUUUUCUCAGUGUAUAAGUUUUUCAGCCGGAUUCUUUAUCAUACAAAGUUUGUUUCUUUUAUGAAGCAUUGGCCAACUAGUCAAUGGCAGAAAUAUUGUUUUUAUGAUAACCUGGAUUUGACGAAAUAUCCCAAAAACGGCUCUACACAGAUAUCUUUCGUUUUUAGAGCUCUGUACAAUCAUCAACUAGAAAUCCUACAGGUGACAAUGUUUCCUCCAAUUUUUAAAGCAUUCCAGCAAUAUGAGGUUCAUCAUUCAGUUCAUUUGCCUAAAACGUGUUUUAACUAAAAGACAGCGCACAGAAUGUUUCCGAGGAAAAGCGCUGGUGGUCCAAGUCUGGAAACGCCGUCUAAGACCGAUAUUAAUUAAUUUCAGAACUAACCGCAAGCCCAGUCCUUUUUAGAACAUCAGGGAUAUCGUCUCCGAACGUAGUGACCUCGUGCGAACAUCAUAACCCACGACAGCUUUUCGAUUUAUUUUGUCCUGUGACUGGAUAUUGUUUUCACAUUCUUCUGCAGUAAACCGAUAGUGACAGUAAGUAACUCUUCCAGUGACAAAUCAGGAUAAGCUGAGUUAACCUGUGACAACUCCUAUAUGUAACCAAAACGAGGAAGUAAUCAACGAAAUGUGUUAAACGCAAAUAUGGUUUUGUGUUUAAUGAUUUUUUAAAUAUCUAAGCUACAGAGAUAUUCUAAAAGGCAAUACAGAAGCUAUAUUUUGUAUGUUACUGUAACUAAGGUACUAUGAGUGAAACAAAUGUAACAAUUUCCCAAACAGUCGUAUAGAAUAAAGAAAUGGUAAGUAAUAGAAGUAGAGAAUUAACGUUCAGCUUACAUGUUUUAGUGCGCGUAUUAUUCGUUGAGCACGGUAAUGUAUUUGAGUGUGAUUCGGCCUAACCUGAGACUUGCUUCAGCUGUUUUGUAGAUGUUUCACUUUUUAUUCCUGUUCUGCUGUAUUAUGUAUUUUAUCGAGAGUAAGAGAGCACAAAACACCCAGUAUCAAAUGACUGAUGAGUUAUCGGAAAUAAAUAUCUUUAAAAAACAUUUCUUUUUAUUUUUUACUGAAAAUCAGGAAUAUUCUUUAAUUAAAUAACGUAAUUCACCGAUUUGAACAGAAGUUAUUGACUUUGGGUUUUCAAGCUCCACUACAUAUCUUCUAUAUUUCAAUGUGUUUGCUAUGGUAGAAGCAUGACUUACACAUAAAGAUGAGUGUAUAUGUACAUAAAGACCUCUCCUAUAACAGGGUAACUAAGCUAAAAGUAAAUUUCAUGAUAGAAGGACGCAAAGAAACUGUAAAUUUUUUUCCUUCUGGAUUCAGUUUGUAUGUUUGUUAUGAUCAGUGUAUGCGAAGUGUACUUCUGAAUGAUGAAAAGCAAAUAAACAUUCUGUUUCGA
Messenger RNA from Schistocerca gregaria, 5781 nucleotides. RefSeq names its product opioid-binding protein/cell adhesion molecule homolog. The record is from RefSeq and is a predicted model, not a curated record. NCBI's taxonomy places the organism in Eukaryota, Metazoa, Arthropoda, Insecta, Orthoptera, Acrididae. Gene Ontology annotation, cellular component: neuron projection. The transcript has 10 exons. Bases 33 to 1349 code for a protein of 438 amino acids.